GAAGUUUUGGGUUUUCAGAAUUUAAUACGGUGCAAGAUCAAGAAUGACAUAUGCUUUUCCUUGUAAAUGCUUAAUUAAAAUUUAAUUUCUGAGAAAUAUUUGAAGAUCAGAUCAAGAGGGAAAUAAAGAAAAAUAGGCAUAAAAAUAUCCAAUAUAGACUUGAGGAAAAGGGUUAUAACUAAAGGCAAAAAUGGUAAUAAGGCUCGAGUGGCUAUCAGACAUUGAUUUUUCUUGAGGAUUCCACGCAGGAUCCCAAAAUUCUUGUCUUGACCUCUGAAUGCUGAUUGGUGGACUCUGCUCCCCUCCGGUCCUUCUUUUCCUUUAAUAAAAAGAACAUAACUUGAUACUUCAGAGAUCAAAUCCCCCCCUGUAUCAAAUUAUCAAUCCACGAAGUCAACUCUUCUUUCUCUCUAAACAGAGGAUCCUCUGUUUUCUUCGGUUCCAAAAUACAGAGGACUCUGAUUUCAGAGAAACUUCAACGAUGAAACAAGAGACUCUGACAUUAGUGCUAGUGAAUCUAGCAGGGAUUAUGGAGAGAGCUGAUGAGUCAUUGUUACCAGGAGUGUACAAGGAAGUUGGUGCAGCUUUACAUACUGACCCCACUGGUUUGGGUUCAUUAACUUUGUUUCGAUCCAUUGUUCAGUCUUCUUGUUAUCCACUAGCUGCAUACCUUGCUGUGCAUCAUAAUCGUGCCCAUGUUAUUGCUCUUGGUGCUUUUCUUUGGGCAGCCGCCACUUUCCUCGUUGCCAUUUCUUCUACUUUCUUAGAGGUAGCGGUUUCAAGAGGUCUAAAUGGGAUUGGACUGGCCAUAGUCACACCUGCCAUUCAGUCCCUUGUCGCUGAUUCAACUGAUGAAAGCAAUCGUGGCAUGGCAUUUGGAUGGCUACAGCUGACAGGAAACCUUGGUUCCAUUAUCGGAGGGCUCUGUUCAGUUCUAAUAGCCUCAAGAACAUUCAUGGGAAUACCUGGCUGGAGAGUUGCUUUUCAUCUGGUUGGAAUAAUUAGUGUAAUUGUUGGUAUUAUGGUCCGCCUUUUUGCUAACGAUCCACGCUUUUCUGAUACUAAUAGCAGAGCUAAAGACCAAUCUCCCAAGUCUUUUAUCUCAGAGGUGAAGUAUCUGAUGAAAGAAGCAAAGUCAGUUAUAAAAAUUCCAUCAUUCCAAAUAAUUGUGGCUCAAGGUGUAUCUGGAUCCUUUCCUUGGUCAGCUUUAUCAUUCGCUCCAAUGUGGUUGGAGCUCAUUGGCUUCUCCCAUGAAAAAACAGCAUUUCUCAUGACUCUUUUUGUAGUUGCUGGCUCUCUUGGUGGCCUGUUUGGAGGAAAGAUGGGGGAUGUCCUAGCUAAACGCUUUCCCAAUUCUGGGAGGAUAUUUCUGUCACAGAUAAGCUCUGGUUCAGCCAUACCAUUGGCAGCAGUUUUGCUUCUUGUAUUGCCUGAUGAUCCAUCGACAACAUUCAUCCAUGGUCUGGUCUUGUUCAUCAUGGGAUUUUGCGUAUCCUGGAAUGGUCCAGCUACAAACAAAUAAGAAAUGCAAAGUAACCAUCUAGAUGGUGGCCCAGUGGUAAGAGUUUGAGACCAAGAGGUUUGCUCUCUCUGUGGUCUCAGGUUCGAGCCUUGUGGUUGCUCAUAUGAUGGCCACUGGAGGCUUACAUGGUCGUUAACUUCAGGGCCCGUGGGAUCAGUCGAGGUGCGCGCAAGCUGACCCGGACAUCCACGUUAAACUAAAAAAAAAUAAGAAAUGCAAAGUUGUUAACCUAGCAUCAUAAACCUAUCAUAAAUUUGGAAAUCAUCAAUGAGCAUGUUUUGAUUCUUUCCCUCAAUUCAUUAAAAUUAUCAUCAUGCUCUACAAUUAUUCCAAACAAUCAAAUCUAGUAAUCUCUCAUUUUAAGUUAACUAACAAGGUUAUCUUUCUACUUAAAGCAUUGGCAAUCCUAUUUUAGACUCUAGAUUUUGAUUAGGAACUGUUGUAAGUAAAUCACGCAUCUCACAUGCAUAUCAUUACUAAUUCAAUUAUAUGUAUAUGGGAAUUUCAAUGCCUCAUGAUCACAUAAUAGAGCACAAAUCCCUUGCUUAUCAGGUAAUGCUUUCAUUUCCUCAUAGUCCUAAAAAUAGUUUAGAAUGCACGAGUCUCUUCUCUCUUGAAACAAUACAAUUAUAAUCCCUACAUUAUAAGCAUCACAUUCAACCUCAAACAGUUUGUCAAAAUUUAAAAGUGCUAAAAUUUAAGAGAUGCUUAACUUUUCUUUAGGGGUGUUCACGGUCCAGUUCGGUCCGGUUUUAACCAAAAAAUUCAACCGAACCGGAAAAUAGCAUUCCUGGUUAAUAUAACCCGAACCGAACUGAGAACCGGUUCAAACCGAACCGGUUUUGUUCGGUUCGGAUUGGUUUUCUAACAUUAAAAAUCAGAAAAACCAAAAUGUUUUUGCUACUUCCAUUCUUGCAAGGCAACCAUGAAAUAAACCAGAGAACAAGAGGCUGAUUUGCCACUCACAAUAAGCGUCUCAAUCAACGAGAUUCUAAUAAGAACCGGUUUGACCUGCUUGUUCGCUAAAGCCUGUCACGUUAGGCCAACGAUCUUUUUUCAAGAGAUGAGCGGCAUGGUAUAAGGCUCGACUCACUUAUAGGAGAAGUGACCAUAAAAUAAACCAAAGAUUUAAUGUUAACAUAUGAGAGAGAAGAGCACAAAGAGGA
This is a messenger RNA of Populus nigra (black poplar), 2688 nucleotides long. RefSeq lists its product as uncharacterized. Gene Ontology annotation, biological process: transmembrane transport. The coding region runs from base 482 to 1522 and encodes 346 amino acids. Gene Ontology annotation, cellular component: membrane. The record is from RefSeq and is a predicted model, not a curated record. The transcript is spliced from 3 exons. Gene Ontology annotation, molecular function: transmembrane transporter activity. NCBI's taxonomy places the organism in Eukaryota, Viridiplantae, Streptophyta, Magnoliopsida, Malpighiales, Salicaceae.